AUGUCAUUCACCGUCAAUAUGCGGAGCAUCCUCACUGCUGCCAUUCUCUUACGUGCAUCCGUAUGUCUUGCCGCCGACACGGACACUGGCAACUACUACGGCCCUGGACGUGCCGACCGCAUGCUCCCUCGGGCUGCGCCACAGGACUUUGGCACCUUCAAGGUUAACUGCAGAGGUUCCGAAGGUGCCUGCAACAAUGCUUGCUACUACAUCAGGUGCGAAGCUCCUAAUGAUCCGGACGCGAAUAAGAUCACCUACAUUGGCCCCAAUGGCAACAACGGCGAAGCCGACCGCAACCGAUAUGAGUCCGGUUGCCAGGCCCAACAGGGCGGCAGUGUCUGUGGCAACUUCCCUUUCAGCCAGAAGUUCAUCGACGAUCAGUCUAAAGCCACCAGCUAUACAUGCGACGAGUGGCCUCCGGCCGCCUCCCAGCAGGAAACUUUCGAUAAGAAAGCGCACAAGAACAGCCUGCGCUGCAUGCCUGGAGGCGAAAACUCGUCUCUGGGCGCCAAAAUUGGCAACUUCAUCAACAACCGGGGCACUUUCCCGGGAAGGCCAGGUGGCGUCAUGGCCCGAGGGGAUUAUUUCCGAGUCGAUCCGGAUGUCACAAACGCUGAUCAGAGCAAGGUUAAAUUCUGCCUUGGCCAGGGCACCACCAACUGUGGCAGCGACGGCUUUCAAUUCGAGAUGACUGCCAAGAAAACACAGAACGGCAAGAUCAGCUCCCCCUACGACCCUAAGGGCACCGACAAUCACUAUGCGCUUCAGAAUACAGUCUACAAGGACAUCUUUCAGUGCAGUGUCGAGCUUACUCGUGACGGCGACAAUGAUUUCAAGAACGUCAAGCUCUUCGAUUGGGAGAACAAGGAAGUUACGCAGACUACGUCGUGCUCUAUUCCCGGAAACACAGGCACCUGCGAUCUCCAGGGUCUUCCCAACGACCUCCAACUUGAGAAGCAAGGCAAUUUCGGCACGAAACUGGGCUUCACGUACGCGCCCGGGAGCCAAAACACUAACGUCAAUUACUAUAAGUGGGAUUCGGAGACCACGGGAGACGGCAGAGGGCCUGCUACCGACGAUGGGUCGCCGCUCCGUUUCUGCAAAGUCACGACAUCAGGCAACGAGCAAUCCAUCGAGUGUUGGUUCCCGUGCUACCAAAAUGUUGAUGGUAAAUGA
Messenger RNA from Coniosporium apollinis CBS 100218, 1176 nucleotides. RefSeq lists its product as uncharacterized. The transcript has a single exon. Lineage: Eukaryota; Fungi; Ascomycota; Dothideomycetes. The record is from RefSeq and is a predicted model, not a curated record. Bases 1 to 1176 code for a protein of 391 amino acids.